CAAGCUCUCUCAUGCAAAAUAGUCGCAUAUCAAGUUGGGGAAGUCUAAGAUGGAUUGCAUGUUAAAAGUUUCCAGUUCAAGUUUGAUAAUUUAUUAUAAUAUUGGUUUUCCUGUAAAAACAUUGAGAUUCCGUACGACAUAAGUUGUUUUAUUGGGUGAAAUGCUAAACAGAAAAAAGAUGAGGGGAAGACCAGUGGGGAUGCUGAGCAUGAACCUCGGUCUGGUGAUGAAAGAGACAAGACAGAGGAAGCAAUUGAGGACAAAACGGACUUAAAAGAUGCAGGUACAAAACCCAAGUCUGUUUCAGAUUUGUCUGAAAAAAAAGAUGACAAGGUGGAGACAGAAGAAAGAGCUGUCUGGGAAGGAGGCUGUGAUUGAUAAGGAAUUAUUGGAGGCUUUCAGGUGUUUUGACUGGAAUCAAACUGGCUACAUCAGGGUUGAAGACAUGAGGUUGAUUAUACACAGCUUGGGGACAUUUCUUUCCCACACGGAAGUCAAGGAACUUGUGCAAAGUGCUUUGUUGGAGAACAACACUGGGAGGGAUGACUGCAUUCUCUAUAAUAAGCUGGUCAGAAUGAAUCAUUUGAUAUUGUAGGUUUUCAGGCUGCUCUGGUCUGUACUGCAGUUACCCUGCCGUUACAAUGCACCUUUGCUCCCUUGAGAGUGCAUGUAACUGUAUUAGUUUUGAGGUCACCAUAUCUUACUGUCAACAGAAAUUAUUUAUAACUUUACUUUUGUAAUGGGGGAAAAAUAGAUUACAUUA
Messenger RNA from Populus nigra (black poplar), 763 nucleotides. RefSeq names its product protein SHORT ROOT IN SALT MEDIUM 1-like. Gene Ontology annotation, molecular function: calcium ion binding. Gene Ontology annotation, biological process: regulation of DNA-templated transcription. The transcript has 4 exons. The coding region runs from base 278 to 595 and encodes 105 amino acids. Lineage: Eukaryota; Viridiplantae; Streptophyta; Magnoliopsida; Malpighiales; Salicaceae. The record is from RefSeq and is a predicted model, not a curated record. Gene Ontology annotation, cellular component: nucleus.